Bubalus bubalis (water buffalo) is the source of this 2147-nucleotide messenger RNA. RefSeq names its product NK2 homeobox 8 (gene NKX2-8). The transcript is spliced from 3 exons. Bases 783 to 1808 code for a protein of 341 amino acids. Gene Ontology annotation, molecular function: DNA-binding transcription factor activity, RNA polymerase II-specific; RNA polymerase II cis-regulatory region sequence-specific DNA binding. Gene Ontology annotation, cellular component: nucleus. Gene Ontology annotation, biological process: cell differentiation; regulation of transcription by RNA polymerase II. The record is from RefSeq and is a predicted model, not a curated record. NCBI's taxonomy places the organism in Eukaryota, Metazoa, Chordata, Mammalia, Artiodactyla, Bovidae.
UAACAACCCACUACCCUAUCCACUGGCUGCAGAAGGAGAGGCUUCUGAGAGCGCGCUCGCUCGGCCCUUGCCUGAAGCGCGGCUACCGUGAAACCAUGGGCCAAGAAAAUGUGCCCGGCUCCUUGCACCUUAGGGAACGAGAAGAUGCCAGGAAACCCCGAGCAGGCCAUCUUUUCAGCCCGGCGGGCGCACUCCUAACUCCCGCAAUCGGUCCCUUACCAGACCAGGCCCGGCAGCUUUGGUGGAGCAGAGAGCCCGAGCCACCCAAGGCCUGAGGCUACGGAGCCCAGGCGGUGCCCAGACGCCAAGGAGGCAGCAACGCCCUCGGAAAUGCCACCGCCCGUGAGGCCUAGAGUGGGCCUGGGCCAGCCACCGGGGCAGAGUGGGAAAACAAGCCUAAUGCCUCGUAGGAAAGCAGUUUGGCCUGAUUCUGCCUCCAUUUUGCUGGCCUGGGGCAACCCGCGCAGAACUGGGGCUCCCCGGAUGCUCCCAGCCCUUCCCGAGCACCGCUGAAGUUGCGGACGCUUGGGGUGUGGGAGAUUCUUAGCGGUCUUCGAAACCCUCUGCACAGGUGCUGGCGGGGCCAGGCCUCUCCUCUGCGCCCUCCUGCAACUUCUCGCCUCUGAAUCCUUACGGGAGCCCAGCCAAAAAGAGCGCGCCAGUGUUCAACGCCGCCUUGUAAAUCACUUUCCGGAUAAUUGCGGGAAACGAACACUCCAGCAAACAAGCUCGAGGAAUAAAGCAAACAAGGAGUAAAUUCCUGGGUGCUCAUAAACCCAUCCAUGUCGCCCCCACCUUUCCCGGCGCUCCCGCGGGGCCAGGCUCGACGUCAGCCCCGGAGGAGGAGGAAGCCGGGACCGGCGGGCGGUGGCCACCGCUCGCCACCCAAGAUGUUAUUCUUUGGUAACAAUCCCCAUUAUCUGUCCCCACUUGGGGCUAAUCAGACAGAAUCACUAAUGCGGAGGGCAGCUUCCUGCCGCCUCUGGGAGCCAGUGCAUGGCGUGCGCUUCUCACGCCCACCCAUAGGAGCGGCGUCCCGGGCCGCCUCUCGGUUCCAGAUCUACCCUGCCCCCGCCUCCUUCCCCUGCUCGGCCAUGGCCACCUCUGGACGCCUCAGCUUCACCGUGCGCAGGCUCCUGGAUUUACCGGAGCAGGAUGCGCAGCACCUGCGGAAGAGGGAGCCGGAGCUAAGCGCCCCUGAGCCCGGCCCCUGCGCCACCUGGCUGGAAUCCGAGCGCGGCCACUACCCUUCCUCGGACGAGAGCAGCCCAGAGGCCAGCCCGAGGGACUCGUCGCAGCGGCCGUCCGCUCAGCCUGCGUCUCCGGGCUCCGACGCCGAGAAGAGGAAGAAGCGGCGGGUGCUGUUCUCCAAGGCGCAGACGCUGGAGUUGGAGCGGCGCUUCCGGCAGCAGCGCUACCUGUCGGCGCCCGAGCGCGAGCAGCUGGCGCGCCUGCUACGCCUCACGCCCACACAGGUCAAAAUCUGGUUCCAGAACCACCGCUACAAGCUGAAGCGCGCGCGCGCGCCGGGAGUCGCCGAGGCGCCCGACCUGGCAGCGGCUGCCGAGGUGCGCGCCGCGCCCGGCCUGCUGCGCCGCGUGGUGGUGCCCGUGCUGGUGCGCGACGGGCAGCCGUGCGGCGGCAGCGCCGAGGGGGGCACGGCCGCCGCCCGGGACAAGAGCGCGGCGCCGCCGGCCGCCGCCUGCCCUGUGCCAGGCUACGCCGCCUUCGGGCCUGGCUCGGCUUUCGGCCUCUUCCCCGCCUACCAGCACUUAGCGCCCCCCGCCCUGGUCUCCUGGAACUGGUGAGGCAGCCGAGGGGCGCGAGCACCUGGGGCUACGCCGGACCUGGAGUGAGCUCUGCGGUCGGGCCGGGCUACAGCCGGAGACAUGGAGCGCGUCUCGCCGCCCCACCUCCUUCGGCGCGGGGGUCCUCUCCGGCGCCCCCACCGGCCGGCACUCCGGAAACUUUCGCCAAGACACCCCGUCUCCUCUUCCCUCGACCGCCAGACCCAGAGCUAGAUUUUAUUGCUUGAACUUUAUUUGUACAUUUUAAAAUAGCUAUUUGUAUGGGAAGCAACUUAUUUUAAAAGAAAUAGAAUAUUUUUCCUCUUUGUGGUGCGAGAAUAAAAUAUGUAGGUUUGGGUC